This is a messenger RNA of Coccinella septempunctata (seven-spotted ladybird), 1418 nucleotides long. RefSeq names its product cell division cycle-associated 7-like protein. Gene Ontology annotation, cellular component: nucleus. The record is from RefSeq and is a predicted model, not a curated record. Lineage: Eukaryota; Metazoa; Arthropoda; Insecta; Coleoptera; Coccinellidae. The coding region runs from base 248 to 1336 and encodes 362 amino acids. Gene Ontology annotation, biological process: regulation of DNA-templated transcription. The transcript has 3 exons.
AAUUUAAACAUUUUAAACAAAUAGUGGAAAAAAAGUUAUUCCAUCAUCUCACCUAAUAAUAUAUACUAUUAGGUCGUUUUUCUAGGAAACACCAGACUUGAAAGAAAAUUGUGGAUUGAUUGCACUUCCGUAACGUUUGUAUGAUUUUAUGUUUAUCUGAAAUCUAGACUUCCUUGGCCUUUUGGCGGGAAAUUAGACCCUUAUUGAAAAAUAUUCUUGCAAUUUUCUUAAGAAUAACAAAAUAAUCAUGAACAUAACGCCAAAAAGUAUGGAAGACCUCAUCCUGAAAAAUAUGGGAGGGCAUGACAUAGAUCCCCACUUGAAAAAAUUGUUAGCAGAAUUGAAUACAUUGAAAGAACAAAUAUAUGGAGAUAAAACUAAAAACGAAAAAGAAGUAGAAUCAACAAUAACAAGAAAGGAGAGCAGCUUAGAGGUGAAAAAAAAAAUACCACAAAAAAGAAGAAAAAACACAGGAGAUGAUCCAGCAUUUAGAUCUUCAAUCGCUAUGUUUACUGAAAGAAGAAAGUCAGAUAGAUUAUCUGGUAAACUUCCAAGAUUUAAUUUUAUGGAAGAUAUCGAUGAAUUGGAAAAUCGAUCACUUUUCUCUAACGGUCAGUUAAAAUAUUCAAAGGAAAGGAUACAGCGAAGGUCUUUUUCCAGACAGCAACAGAUAUCAUGUGAUCGAGUUAUACUCGAACCAGAAGAAAUUACUCCUGAAAUGCUGGCUGAUAUUUGUUAUAAAGUGACUGAUAAAGUUUAUGAUAAGAUAAAUGGCUCUAGUUGUCAUCAAUGCCGGCAGAAGACAUUAGACACAAAAACGAUAUGCAGAAAUUUGGACUGUUUUGGUGUUCGUGGUCAAUUUUGUGGCCCUUGUGCAAAAAACCGAUAUGGGGUUGAUAUUGCAGAUGCUCUGCUUGACCCCUAUUGGUCUUGCUUUGUAUGUCAAGGAAUAUGCAACUGUUCAUUUUGUAGAAGUAGGCAAGGCAAGAGACCAACUGGAAUUCUAGCACCUAUUGCUAAAAGAGAAGGUCAUGAUUCUGUUAAAGAAUUUUUGGACGAAUUGAAGGUGAAGAUGUGCGAAGAGGACGACUACUCGGAAUAUAUGCAAGAUCCCGAAAGUAUUCUUGGUUUUAUAAAUCACGACACUGUUUGCACAGUAGGUGGAAAUGAAACAAUUUUUUGUGGGACAGGGACUGAGUGGAAAGCACCGAUAUUAUUUGACAUAAUUGAUUCACUGGAAAAUAAUUCAUGUUUUAGUGGAUUCAUAACAGAAUCAACAGUAAAUGCUAGUAAAAACAAAUUGAAUAGUAUUAUAGAAUCCCUAUCAGAGAAAUAGGUAGCUCAUUGGAUCAAAUUCUUAUUUUUUUAUUUUUGAGUAUACUUCAGUUUAUUGUAAAUAAAUCAGAUUUUAAGAAUAA